GUGACUUCCUUGAACUUCGUUUUCGUUCGGGCCAUCUUCUCUCGCGUGUUGGAGAAACUUGAACCCAGACCAGCCCUCAAAUGCUCCCCAGGGUUCCCCAUGUGUGUGUCUGCCUGCUCGGGACGUAAUCUCAGCCCAGAGGUUUAGCCGUGAAACGUUUUCAGGAAAUUGGUUCUGCCCACCUCCCAGCCUAUAAGAGCGAUGAAGCCCCGAAGGUUGUUCAUUGCUGUGAAAGGUUUUACCGGAGAAGCCAAGGCAGGCGGAGAGGUGAAGGUCUCCAGAGGCAGUCUACUGAGCCAAGACGAUGCCCGCAAGGCGUCCCCGGGAGGAACAUUCUGGGCGAAGGUCAUGGACACAGACAAGGUGGUCCGGGUCCCUCUGUCGGCAGCUCAGGAACUGAGCGGGGCCCACUCCGGGCUCCUGGAAGCUGUGACCAAUGGAGACGAGCGCCUGGCACUCUUCCAGCAGGAGCGGUUGAUGCGCAGGCUCAGUGACCUCCGGACGGGGGACCCGGUGAGGGUCCAAAUCACGUCUGCCUCGGGGCAGAAAGUUCAAGGCAUCGUUCGAUAUCGAGGACCCAUCGAUAAGAGCAAGCACGAUACAAGCGUCAUCUUUGGGGUUGAGCUGGUGGGUUCAGCGGCUGGGAAGGGUUUUACUGACGGCUCCUUCAAAGGACAGAAGUUCUUCUCCUGUCGCGAGAACUGCGGCGUCUUUGUGCCCGUCAACCGAAUUGAGCCGGUUGACUCGGGCAACGGCAGCCCACUGGUACCUCGCCGACUCAGCGCCCGGGAGUGCACAAGGAUCCAGCUGACGUCCGGAGAUCCCUUGUCGUCCCCGGGGCUGGAGAUCGGGGACCGUGUUUUCUUCAACAUGGAUGACAGCACCCCCACCGGCACCGUACUGUUCUGUGACCACCUUCCCAGGAAACUGGAGACGGGGGUGUUUGUGGGGAUACGCCUGGACAAGCCAGUUGGUUCCUGGGAUGGUCGCUUCAAAGGCCAGGUCCUCUGCCAUCUUCCAUCUCCAGGUUACGGGAUGCUUCUUCCGAUCUCCAAAGUCCAUAAAGAACAAGCUGAUAGAAGCCCAGUGUCUCUGGCCAGCAGCUCCUCCCUGUCCACUUCAGAUGACUAUGAGGAUUGUUCUUCCCCCUCGUCCAUCAAGUAUCCCCCAAGAAUGGAGGACUGUUCACCCAAGGAUCCCCCAACCGUGGUCCCCUCCACAGAUCUGGAGGACCACAAGAAGAAGGAAGUUGGUGCUUUGGAGAGGAAGAAAAAGGAGGAGGACGAGGAAGAAGAGGAGGAAGAUGACUUCGAUGACAAGAAUGGGCAGUAUAGCCACCAUCUCCUGGAGAUCAAUUCCAUGGUGGAGGUUAACAAUCCACCGAUCUAUGGGGUGAUCCGCUGGAUUGGGGAGCUCCCUGAUGUGGACGAGACCAUUGCUGGACUGGAGCUGGAAGAGCCGCUACCUUCGGGCUGUACGGACGGACAGUACAGAGGGAUCCGCUACUUCCGCUGCCAACCGAACAAAGCCCUCUUUGUCAAGUUGCGGCGCUGUCGUCCCGACUCCCGCUUCGGCUCCCUGCAGAAUAUGGAGAACCCCGUUUUGCGGUGCAACUCCCUGGACUUCCGUGUGUACGCCAGUGCCAAAGUGGAAGAGGACACACCGCCACCACCGUUGGGCAAGCAGGGCAUGGAGCAUCUCUCAGGAUGGAAGAAAGGGAUCCAAGGACACUGCAACUCCUGCUACCUGGAUGCCACCCUUUUCUGCAUGUUCACUUUUACCUCUGUGUUGGAUUCAAUGCUGCUGCGGCCGGCAGACAAGAACGAUGGGGAAUCUUACAUUGAGACGCGGGAUCUGCUGAGAACAGAGAUCGUCAACCCUUUGCGCAAGAAUGGCUAUGUCUGUGCUACCAAAAUCAUGGCCCUGCGGAAAGUUCUGGAAACGGCUGGGCAUUCCUCAGGCUUCACCAGUGAAGAAAAAGACCCAGAGGAAUUCCUCACCCUGCUGUUCCGAGUCCUGAAGAUGGAGCCGCUCUUCCAGAUACGUUCGGCACGUAAGGACCCUCACGGCUGCAUUUUCUACCAAAUAUUCGUUGAGGACCACUCCACCCGAGCGGUGCCCACCGUUCAAGAGCUCCUGGAGGGCUCGCUGGUGACCGGGGACCUCAAAUUCACAGAGGCCCCGUCCUGCCUCAUCCUGCAGAUGCCGCGGAAUGGGAAGAACUUCAAGGCCUUCCACACCAUUCAGCCCAGCCUGGAACUCGACCUCACCGACCUCCUGGAAGAAACUCCUCGGGAGUGCUGCGUUUGCCAAGGACUAGCCGUGACCGAGUGCCUGGAUUGUUACGAAGACCCCAGCUUUGGUGUUCGACACAUCAAACAGUUCUGCAGGAUUUGCAGUCAGCAGGUUCACAGACACCGGGCCCGGCGUGGCCACCAGCCCCGGCCGCUGCAUCUGCCAGAGGAGUUGUCCCGGUUGGGCUCCCUGCCCGACGUCGUCCCCCGCCAGACCAUGCAACUCUUCGGCGUCCUCUGCAUUGAGACCAGCCACUAUGUAGCGUUUACCCGCCACGGACCAGAUGUCCACCAGUGGCUCUUCUUCGACAGCAUGGCUGAUCGUGAGGGUGGGUUGAAUGGCUUCAACAUCCCCCGCGUCACGCCCUGCUCCGAGGUGGCAGACUACUUGGAAAUGUCCCCUGAGGAACUCCAGCGCCUUGAUCCCAAAUCCAUGCCCACGUAUGCCCGCCGCCUGCUCUGUGAUGCCUACAUGUGCUUCUACCACAGCCCUUCUCUUGGACUCUACAAAUAACCUCCUGGGUGACAAAUGUAAGGUUCCCGUGAAAAGAAACGCCAAAUCUGUGGCUCCAGGGAUCAUGCUGUGGAUGUGGUAGUGAACCUGGGUCUUAAACCAGCACCAGUCUGGAUACAUGGUGGUGUCCCGGCCCAGGAAACAAUGCAGAAACAUGGGCUGCAGCUGCACAGAUCCCAAUUCCUGCUUCUGAGAAGAAGAAGCAACACUGGUGGUCCUGAUUGGCUUGCAGCAAUCCGAGCCCGGAUUGGAUGCACCAUCAGCUGGUGAGUUGGGAUUGGCCAGUACCAAGUCCUGAAAUUAGGCCAGGACACGCUGGAUGCCUUUCCCAAUCAAAUCUCUCCAUCCCAAUUUUUUGAGGGUUGAUGAUGACUACUUAUCACUGACACAAAAGCCUAUUUUGUACCUUAGUAACAAAAUUAAUUCAAAAUUCAUUUUGACAUUUCACAUUUGUAUAUUGAGAAAUGCUACCUCUGCCCACCCCACAUUCUGCCUAAAGGCUCCUUUUGGCCUACUCGGGAUUUGUAUGCAUUCAUUGGUUUUGAAAUAAGCAAUCUUGAAGGACAUCUUCCUACCACAUGUCUUGAAAGACAUCCUCCUCCCAGAUUUCCUGGUGAUAAAGUUUUAAUAUGGAGGGUAUCGUGUUAAUUGUGGUAAUCCUGCCACAUGAGCCUACCCAAACGCAGCUCUUCUCAUUGGAGGCCCUUCCUUUCCCCAAGUCACUCCACCAUCUGAACUUGGUUCAGGACUUUUUCAGCGGUGGCACCUUGUAAUUGCAAUUCCCUCUUCAGAGAAGCUCACCUGGUGAUGACUGAUGUCCUUUCGACACUAGGCGAAGACCACAUUGCUCAUGAGUUCAUGCCUGUUGUGUAGCUGGUUUUAGUUUCGGAUGGUUUUGUGAAUUUUAUUGCCAAGCAAAGGUGGUGGCUGCAGUUUUAAUGAGGCUUUGUAUGCCUAAAAAUGGUUGUAUUGGGUUUUUAUUGCUUUAAAGGCACGCCUCCCUGGGAUCAUAUACAGAAGAGCAGCUUAUAUAUAUUUUUUAAAGAAUUCACACUCCUGUCUUUCCUGAAGUUGGGUAUGUUUUUUAUAAAAAGCACCAGAAUUAGGAUAUUUCUGUAUGCUGGAUAUUUAAAAUCUAAAGACUGUAUUGUGGACAGCUAAAGAAUUCUAAUGCACAUAUAUGUUGCUGGGUUUUGUUUUAAAAUAUUGCAAGGUAUUUCCACCAUCACCAGUACUGUAAAAUAAAAACUGACUUUCAGAA
Molecule: messenger RNA, 4069 nt
Organism: Elgaria multicarinata webbii
Lineage: Eukaryota; Metazoa; Chordata; Lepidosauria; Squamata; Anguidae
Product: ubiquitin carboxyl-terminal hydrolase CYLD-like
Exons: 16
Coding region: 202-2808 (868 amino acids)
Biological process (GO): protein K63-linked deubiquitination
Cellular component (GO): cytosol
Molecular function (GO): cysteine-type deubiquitinase activity; K63-linked deubiquitinase activity
Source: RefSeq, a predicted model, not a curated record